Nymphaea colorata (pocket water lily) is the source of this 707-nucleotide messenger RNA. RefSeq lists its product as uncharacterized. The coding region runs from base 271 to 546 and encodes 91 amino acids. The record is from RefSeq and is a predicted model, not a curated record. NCBI's taxonomy places the organism in Eukaryota, Viridiplantae, Streptophyta, Magnoliopsida, Nymphaeales, Nymphaeaceae. The transcript has a single exon.
UCAGAUCCAACUGAAGCAUUUUAUAUAAGACCGAUAAUUGAGAAACAAUAGCAUCCACGCCGUUCGAUCUCUGUAACGUGUAAGAGUCUUGAUAACUCUCAACAUAGACGUGUCAAGUCUCUUACAUGCCACCGUGAUUCCGCGAAGUGGGGAUGUCGAUGCAGCAUAGCGGCGAUAUCUCGACACUGGCAGCGAUAGUUGAGAGAAAGCGAGAGAGAACGGGAGACGGCAGCAGGAAACGAAGAGUGAAGGAAGAGAGCCGACACGCAUAUGAUGAGACCUGAGGAGGUAGAGAAGGCGAGGGUUCAGGCGCCGAAGCGGCCGCCGGGGCAACACCCCGGCGAGGUUCUUCACCAGCGGAGGUCCUUCCCCUUCUCCAAGAUGGGCACCGUCCAGCUCACUCUCGCCGGCUUGCUGCUGAUUGGCGCCGUCGGCUACUUCACGCUCUACGUGAAGUCGAAGCCCGAAGCGACCGCCAGCGACGUCGCCAAGGCUGCAGCCGGCACGCCGGACUCCGACCGCGUUCUCCGCGAGCAGAAGCGGUAAUCAGUGAAACCAAAUUCGUUUUCUUCCCGUCUUCUGGUUCGCGCUUCCGGCCGUCCCCUGAUGCCCUGCUUUGUCGGUGACAUUCUGUUUCGUAGUAUAUUCAUAAAAUAAUCCUGUAUCUAAAUUUCAAAGAAUAACAUGGCCUUGAUAUUUUGCUUGUC